AUGGCGCGCUAUCGCUUCCUCGUCCAAAAGCUGUCCGGAUUCUUCGCGGGCUGCGAGUUCCUCCAUGUCCCGCGCACAGAAAACGAAGCAGCCGAAACGCUCGCCGAGAUCGCCUCGUCCCGGCAGUCCGUCCCGUCCGGCGUCUCCCUCGAGCAUCUGCAGAAGCCGUCCAUCAAACCAUCCCCGGACUCCGAGUCCAUCCACGUCCCAACCGACCCGGCCGCGCCUCAACCCGGCCCGAGGACUGCUCCAACCGACCCGGCCGCGCCUCAACCCGGCCCGGGGACUACUCCAGCCAGCCUGACCACAACUCAACCCGGCCCUGGGGCCGCUGAACCCGGCUCGGGGGCUGCCACCCCGAAACCUGUCGUGAUGGCCGUCCUCGCCGGGGUCGCGGCACCAUCCUGGGCCCUGCCCAUCUCGGAGUUCCUGGAAAACGGGGUCCUUCCCAUGGACGAGACCGAAGCCCGGCAGGUGCAGCAUCGGGCGUCCGCCUACAGCAUCAUCAACAACGAGCUCGUCAAACGCAGCUCUACCGGUGUAUUCCAACGCUGCGUCGAGCAGGACAAGGGCAUUGAGAUCCUCCUUGACAUACACCAGGGCGAGUGCGGGCACCACGCCGCCUCGCGGUCCCUUGGUGGCCAAGGCUUUCCGCCAUGGUUUCUACUCGCCCACGACCCUCGAAGACGCAGAGUCGCUCGUCCUUAA
This is a messenger RNA of Aegilops tauschii subsp. strangulata, 708 nucleotides long. RefSeq lists its product as uncharacterized. The record is from RefSeq and is a predicted model, not a curated record. Lineage: Eukaryota; Viridiplantae; Streptophyta; Magnoliopsida; Poales; Poaceae.